UAAUACAAAGAUUUCCUCAAUACAACUUUCAAGUAAUAAUCUUUUUAUUGCUUUCCCAGAGAAUAAUGAUGAACACCAAAAAGCUAAUCAAGAUGGCCAAGAAAUGGCAACAGAGAGCAGCUCUCCACAGGAAAAGAAUCUCAUUUCAGAAGUCCAGUGCUACCAGUAGCUCAACCGCUGUAGAGAAAGGAUGUUUUGUUGUUUACACAGCGGAUAACAAACGCUUUGCUUUUCCGAUAAGCUACCUAAGCAACUCUGUUUUUCAAGAGCUCUUGAAGAUCUCUGAAGAAGAGUUUGGCCUCCCAACCGGUGGACCAAUCACCUUGCCGUUCGAUUCAGUUUUCUUAGAGUAUCUCAUCAAACUGAUACAAGGAAGAAUCGAUGGAGAUACUGAAAAGGCUCUGUUAACGUCAAUCUCUAGUGCUACAUGUUCUUCACAACGCGCUUUGCAACUACAAGAACGGAGUCAGCAAUUGUUUGUAUUUUAGAGUAUUUGAUACCAUUACAAAAAGCUAUUUGUGAAUAUGGUUGCAGUUAGAUUACACUGAAAUACAAAACAUACACAAUUU
Molecule: messenger RNA, 569 nt
Organism: Camelina sativa (false flax)
Lineage: Eukaryota; Viridiplantae; Streptophyta; Magnoliopsida; Brassicales; Brassicaceae
Source: RefSeq, a predicted model, not a curated record